Messenger RNA from Gopherus evgoodei (Goodes thornscrub tortoise), 2148 nucleotides. It is a transcript of the gene PRR15, whose product is annotated as proline rich 15. The transcript has a single exon. Bases 230 to 583 code for a protein of 117 amino acids. The record is from RefSeq and is a predicted model, not a curated record. Lineage: Eukaryota; Metazoa; Chordata; Testudines; Testudinidae.
GCCUGGCCUCGGGCCCUCUCCGUCUCCUGCUGCCCAGCCUGGUCAGUUGCUCCGCUCUCCUGCCCCGGCAGCUCAGUCACUCGCUAUCCUUUCCUCCCGCACAGGAGCCGCGCCGCGAGCGCCCCGGGGACUUCCCUGCCUCGCACGUGGUCGCAGCCCAGGUGAGCCGAGCCCGAGCGGGGAGCAGCUGCCUCCUGCCCCGGCGGCGGUGGCUGGGCGCCGGGAGAAGAUGGCUGACAGCACCGCGGCCACGGGCUCCUGGUGGAAAGCGCUGACCAGCAGCAGGAAAAAAGCCACAGAGGGGCCGGUGGCCGGAGCACCCCCGCCCCCGGCUGAACCCGCUCUGCCGCCGGCGCCCCCGGGCCCGGACUCUCGGGAGAACCAGCAGCCCAACUUCAGCAGCAGCGAGCCCAAGUUCGGCGAGAAGCCCGGCGGCGGCGGCGGGAGCAGCCGCAGGAACCUGAAGAUCUCCCGCUCCGGCCGCUUCAAGGAGAAGCGCAAGGUGCGAGCCCCUCUGCUGACCGAGAGCCCCAAGCUGUUCGAGGGCAGCGCGCCCAGCCACCCCAGCGAGGAGAGGCAAUAGCUGGGGCUGUCUGCAGCCGUACAGCCUCCGUCUGAGCGAGACUGGCCCCUGCAGCCAGUCCCCCAGCUCUCGCUCCUCCACCACCCAAGGAGCCGUGACUCCGCGUGGGCUAGGAGGAGACUCCUGCUGCUUCGGAAACGCCUCGGGUGCCUCUCGUCGCUAGGAGGAGGCUUUCUCUCCCCAGGGGGCGCGGUGACCCUGCCGUAACCAGGGCAGGGGUGAACCUAUUCUCUUGUUCGGAUUCCGAAUUUUGGAAACAAAAAUAAUCCCAGCGCCCUGUGUCUCUGUUCCUGGCUGCUGCACUUUGGACUGGAAUAUCACCCUCGCUGGCUGGAGCUGACCAGCGCUGCCCUGCUGCUUAUUUUAGGGGGUAGGGCGGGUACCUUUCUUGAUCAAAAAUAGCUCAAGCAAAUGGGGAUGAGUUUUAAUGAUGAAAUAAAGCUGAAAUGUAAAUGCAGUUUUUCUUGGUCGGUAUUAGAAUGUGCAAAGACGCUACUAGCGUGACUAAGACCAUGCACUGCCAUAAAUUACUCGCAUGCUGUGUAAAUUAACAACGCUUAUAAACCAAAGUCUAGGAACAGUAUAGGAACAUGUUCUAUUACUUUCAAAUACAGUAGACUAUAAUAUGUUGUAGUGGCAACCUAUGUCCCUCCAGACGGCUGACCCCCUCCCCUUUGCAGUAGCUUUUCCAAAUAGGUGGCUAUCCUUUCUCAGCUUUCUGACCAAGGGGAUUGUUAAUUGCUGUAAUACACUAACAUAGUCUCUCUCUUUUAAAGGGAAUGAGAUUGAAGUAUUCUUACCUAAAUUCAAGGCCAAGAACUUCCAGGGGUACCUGUAGAUCUCUAACAAUCAUGGUUCUGUUUGCCUCUAGUAGAUACCUCAAGCAAAAGAGUAAAGGAAUCCCUCUUACAUUCAGUGAGUUAUAAGAGGGUUAUUGUAAGUGAGAGGCACUUGGGUUCCCCUGCUCCUAAGUGUUAGUAUUUGCCUCUUGCAUAUUGGAAUAGAAUUUCUCUCUCCAUCCUUCCCCGCUCCCACCAAACUUCUAGGUAAUUACAAGGAAUUGCUCAAGAGGUGAAUCUGUAAUUUUCUUGUAGAGAAGAGUUGUUCAGAUUUGUCAUUCAGCUCACUAAGUAAGGUACACAAUGCAUUUAGUAAUAUGGUUCUCUGGUAAGUGAUGGCUUCAGUCUAAUUAAACUCAACCAAAGAAAUUGGGUGAUAAAAUGUAGAUGUCUUUUAGGGAGACAGUAACUCCGGUGAUGUUGAACAGAGUUGUGUUUAAUAUGUUUGCAGCCAACACUGAAAGCAAGAACGCUCAUUAACAUGUAAAUGGCUAUUGGUGGUGAUGAUGGUGGUCUCAGCCUUUAUCCCUAUGUAAACAGGCUCAAGGUUCCCAAGGUUUCUGCUGGUUGCAAUCAAGCACGAAGUGGAACUACUGAUUCUCCUAAUAACUGAAAUCUCAAACAUCCCUUGAGUUUUCAGAAAGGCCCUAUCACAAAGCAAACCAUUAGCCAAAACACAUCUACUGAGGUGUAAUGAGGAAAACUAGAGUGGAAAAAUGUCUAUUU